AUGUCAGAGAACAACCCCGACGUGAUGAACCAGCUUGCAGCGACGUUAGGCCUGUCGGCUGAGCUCCAGUUCUACGACGUGUAUUCUCUAGAUGAGCCUGAACUACUCGCACAUAUCCCGCAUCCUGCUUUGGCUCUACUGGUCAUCAUUCCUCUUACAUCAGCCUGGGAUCGGAGCCGCAAGGUCGAAGACGCCGAAAAAGGUCCCUAUGUGGGCUCUGGCCCUGAAUAG
Molecule: messenger RNA, 231 nt
Organism: Ascochyta rabiei
Lineage: Eukaryota; Fungi; Ascomycota; Dothideomycetes; Pleosporales; Didymellaceae
Product: Ubiquitinyl hydrolase 1
Exons: 1
Coding region: 1-231 (76 amino acids)
Biological process (GO): ubiquitin-dependent protein catabolic process
Molecular function (GO): cysteine-type deubiquitinase activity
Source: RefSeq, a predicted model, not a curated record